Messenger RNA from Diutina rugosa, 1317 nucleotides. RefSeq names its product prephenate dehydrogenase (NADP(+)) (gene TYR1). Bases 1 to 1317 code for a protein of 438 amino acids. The record is from RefSeq and is a predicted model, not a curated record. Gene Ontology annotation, biological process: L-tyrosine biosynthetic process. Gene Ontology annotation, molecular function: prephenate dehydrogenase (NADP+) activity; prephenate dehydrogenase (NAD+) activity; NADP binding. The transcript has a single exon. NCBI's taxonomy places the organism in Eukaryota, Fungi, Ascomycota, Pichiomycetes, Serinales, Debaryomycetaceae.
AUGAGUGAUUUGGAAACACUCCAAAAGACUAUGACCAUUGGGGUCAUUGGUCUUGGCGAUAUGGGUGUCCUCUAUGCUCGAAGAUUUUCAGAAGCUGGAUGGAACGUUGUUGGGUGUGAUCGAGAAGAGUUGUAUGAAGAAACGAAAAAGAAGUUUUCCCUGGAAUUGUUCAAGAUUGAAAAGAACGGCCAUUAUGUGCUGCGUAUUUCUGAUUACAUUAUUUAUUCCGUUGAAGCAGAGAAUAUCAACAAGAUUGUUUCAUUAUAUGGACCGCUGACAAAGUUUGGGGCAAUUGUUGGUGGACAAACAAGUUGCAAAACUCCAGAGAUCCAAGCGUUCGAAAAGCAUUUGCCCUCUGACACAGAAAUUAUAUCAUUGCACUCCAUGCAUGGACCCAAGGUCAAUACUACAGGACAACCUUUAGUUAUCAUCCAGCACCGCGCCAGCGAUGCUUCACUUGAGUUUAUAAAUCACCUUGUGAAAUGCUUGAACUCUAAGGUGGUGUAUUUGACGGCUGCCCAACAUGAUAGAAUUACCGCUGAUACACAGGCUGUGACUCAUGCCGCCUUUCUUUCUAUGGGCGUUGCUUGGAAAAAUUCCAACCAAUACCCUUGGGAAACUCCCCGGUGGAUAGGCGGUUUGGAAAAUGCAAAGACCAACAUCGCUAUACGGAUAUACUCCAACAAGUGGCAUGUAUACGCUGGUCUUGCAAUCACCAACCCUGCUGCUCAUGAUCAGGUAUUACAAUAUGCUAAGCUGACGACAGAGCUUUUCAAGUUGAUGAUUGCUGGUAAGAGGGAUGAGCUCCGGGAUCGUUUGUUCAAAGCGAAAGAAUUUGUCUUCAAUCUGGUUGAUCACAACAACUUGUUGCUAGACGAUGAUUUAUUGCAGAAGUUUAGUCUUUCUAAAGUUCCUCCAGAAGGCCGUCAACCCAAUUCGCAUUUAUCAUUGCUAGCUAUUGUUGAUUCGUGGUUCAAUCUUGGUAUCAUUCCUUAUGAUCAUAUUAUUUGCCUGACACCUUUGUUUCGGAUAUUUUUGGGGGUCACUGAAUACGUAUUUUGCACCCCUAACUUGUUGGAGGAACUGAUUGAUUACGCAGUGCAAGACACCUCUUUCCGAACAGAUGAUCUUGAAUUCACCAUCGCUGCUCGGAAUUGGCUGAGCAUUAUUCGCUUUGGAAAUUUCGAGCUUUACAAAAAUGAGUUUGUUCAAACGCAAAAGUUUUUUGAACCAAUGUUUGCCAGCGGUAACGCUGUAGGGAACGAAAUGAUUAAAACCAUUUUGGACCGGGUGAAGGAGCGUGAAGCCCAUGCCUAG